Messenger RNA from Aaosphaeria arxii CBS 175.79, 408 nucleotides. RefSeq lists its product as uncharacterized. The transcript has a single exon. NCBI's taxonomy places the organism in Eukaryota, Fungi, Ascomycota, Dothideomycetes, Pleosporales. Bases 119 to 376 code for a protein of 85 amino acids. The record is from RefSeq and is a predicted model, not a curated record.
ACGUCCUCAUCCCACGACAAAAGCUAUAUCAUCCUUAAUUAUUGAACCCGUUUUCCCCCAUCCCACCUCGGUCGUGUGUUUUCCUUUUUCCUUCGCUACAUCUUCUCGAAGCACGAAGAUGACCGUGCAAAAAAGACCACCCGACCAACCAGCUCGCUCAGCCCCAGUUCAAAUCUUACAUGCAUUCCACUCCUCUCUUCCACACUCGAAUACGCCCCGCCUAGCCCUCCCCUUUCCUGCAAGCCCUAUAAGCCACUGUGGGAUCCAGCGGGAAAAUCCUACAUCAUCUGAGAAUCCUGAACGUUCUUCUCCCAUUAGUUUCCUUGAGCCGGCCAAACUCACAGACCGUGACUGGAUUGUGCGGACCAUCAAAUGAGCCGCUAUCAAGCCCAUCGGACGCCACUACAA